UUGAAUGUGGAUUACACUCACGUAUGCCUGUGGGCUUUCAGGUCUGUGAAUUUUUAGCACCUCCUAGACUGGCCGAAGAGAAUAUAAAAGGACGAGCCUAUUCCAUUCUGUGGAGUUGUGGUGUAUUUUCACAGAUGAAGAAGAAGACUAUGUACUAUCCAGACAUGAAGGUGGUAAAACCAUCUUAUGAUGCCAACACACUUAAGACACUGGGAAAGACUACUCUUCAGCACACCUCUGCCCAUGGUAUUCCCAACAUCUUCCGCUCCAAGCACUGGUUCCGGCGCAUGGUCUGGCUAUUCUUUGUGACCUUUGCCCUCUGCUGUGCCCUUUGGCAGUGCACCGAGAUGGUCCUUAACUAUUACACCUACCCUUCCCAUGAGAAAAUCAUGCUGAUCUCAAGUGCCAAGCUCAAGUUCCCGGCAGUCACCAUCUGCAACCUGAACAGCGUCAAGCUAUCUGCUCUCGCUCAAAGCUUUGCCAUGUCUAACUCAUUGCAGGACUCUGGCCUGGAAAUGACCCAUCGGAGGAACCGCUCUCAUCACAUGAAUGUAUCAUCAGACUCUGCAGAUGAAAACAUGCUGUACACCAAUGCUUUCAACAAGUUUGCCUCAGAAUUUAACCAGUUACCGGAUGAGCAGAAGAUUGAGAUGGGGCACCAGCUAGAGGACAUGUUGACCUUCUGCAACUUCCACGGGCAGGAGUGCAAUUCCAGCUUCUUCACUGGGUUCAUUAACUAUAAAUUUGGCAACUGUUACACGUUCAACUCCCAGAAGUCCAUAGACAUCAGAGGAAACCAGAAUAGGGUAGACGUGCUCAACAUCACCAAGGCCGGUUUUAUGUACGGGCUGCACCUGGAACUGUUCAUCCAGCAGAUUGAGUAUGUGCGAGAUAUGACCCACGCCGCCGGCAUCCGACUCCUUGUCCAUGACCAGGCGCAAAUGCCCUUUCCCGAGGAUGAAGGUGUCAAUGUCCCUCCAGGAGCUGAAACUGAGAUUGGCAUGAUGAAGGUCCAUAUAAACAGGCUGCCUGCGCCAUACGGGAACCAGUGUACUCAAGGGGAAGGAAUCAAAAAUUUCUACAAGGAUGUGUACGGAGCCGGAUACACCCGAGAGGCUUGUAAGCGGACGUGCGCCCAACAGAACAUCAUGGACAACUGUGGCUGUAGCCACUGGGAAUUUGCUUGCCCCAAGCAGAGCAUUUACCCCAAGUGUAACCUGAGCAAUAUGGCUAUCCGUGACUGUGUGAAGUUGUACGAGUUUAAAUUUGCACACGAUGAGUUAAACUGCAACUGCCCCCUGCAGUGCAGCGAAGAACUGUACGAGUUAACCGUGUCUGGAUCCCAAUGGCCGUCCACUGCAUUCAUCGAAAAUUUCUCCCGGGAGCUGAAGGAGAUGGGAGGGCAGAUGAGAGAGAUUGCAGACAAUCCCUCAAUGAUCAGGGAUAACUUUGUAAAAGUUGUAGUCUACUUCAAGCAGCUCAACUUCGAACUGAUAGAGGAGGAGCCUUCCAUGACGGAAAUUAACCUAAUCUCUAACAUGGGCGGCCUGGUUGGACUUUGGGUGGGCUUCUCUGUCUGCACCCUGGCGGAGUUCUUUGAACUGUUCCUGGACAUCCUACUUUACUUCAUCCGCCGCUGCUUGAAACCGGUGACCAGACAGGGCUACGCAAAUCCGUACAUCCAGAGGCCAAGCCCCAUCUACCAACAGAAAACCACAAACAUCUAAAAUGGACAACUGAGCAUGGGUUGGUUUGUUAUGGAGACCCAGCUGGGGUUGGCAGUAAUGGUAGAAAUGGAGACAAGCCAAUGACACAUGUAGGCCGUAUCCUGCCUUAAAUCUUGUCCUGAGCUAGGAACAUGCUAUAAACACACAAUAAACACGCUAUAACACUUAUAGGGCACAUGGGGUCCACAUGCCCCUUGCCUGGUGGAAACCAAACUGUUAGUGAAUUUAUUGCAAUGUCUUGUUGGGUCACAUUGAAACAGACCUAAACAUUAUCAGGAAAUAGAACCCUGUAGGUUGUAGAGAUAAAUGUAUUUUCCACCAUGGUUCAAUCAUCAACUCCAGGAAGGGGGUAGGAAAUGUAAGCCAUGUUGGGAUGAAACAGGUAGACCAUUGCAUAAUUGUGCCUCAACAAAGGGCCACCAUGGUGACAAACCACAUUUUCCUAGGAUACAUUGUGAAGGUUGGACUAUAUAGAUAUAUAUGUAUAGAUGGAGGCCAGGAUUGUAGAGUUCCUCACAAGUUCACAACCUACCUGUUUGUUCACUGUGAAAACAUCAUCAAGUGCCUGAUUGUAUAGAAAUGUCCUGCCUCUGCUGUAGACGGACUAUCGACUGGUGGGGGGAACCAAUUCCAACUUUCCCCAAUGUCUUGUUGAAGCUAUUUUUGUGUCUGUUUAUUAGAGCUCAAUAAUAAAUAAGAAGUGUGGUUCGAAAAAUAAAAUAUCCACCUUUUUUUGGGGGGGGGGCAUUUGGUCUAUACACUAUUUUGGUUCAAGAUGGGAUUUGAUCAGAUGAAGGCUCUGUUCCUUGUUCUUUCAUAUCCAGUCCAGCGAUGGGGCAGAUUUGAGGUUCACUGACUAGUUUAUAGGUUUCUUUUUGGUUUAUUGUGUGGUCUAUAAUAAAUUGUAAAUAAAUAGGUUCUCUAUACCAUGUGACUCCAGAGGGGGAAGAAAAACCUAUACAAAUCAAAUUCGAUGAAUUUGGAAGGAAACGGCUUUGAGCAGUUGGUGCUGUGAGUUCACUGCCUUUCUUAAAAACAACAUAUGUUUCAUUUAUUGUGCCGAUUUCUUCCGUUUAAUUUGAAACAUCUUUAUGUACAGGUAUGGGAUCCGUUAUCUGGAAACCUGUUAUCCAGAAAGCUC
This is a messenger RNA of Xenopus laevis (African clawed frog), 2868 nucleotides long. Its product is annotated as degenerin unc-8-like. The transcript has 11 exons. NCBI's taxonomy places the organism in Eukaryota, Metazoa, Chordata, Amphibia, Anura, Pipidae. The coding region runs from base 24 to 1727 and encodes 567 amino acids. The record is from RefSeq and is a predicted model, not a curated record.